This is a messenger RNA of Microthlaspi erraticum, 1779 nucleotides long. The record is from the annotation of a GenBank genome assembly. NCBI's taxonomy places the organism in Eukaryota, Viridiplantae, Streptophyta, Magnoliopsida, Brassicales, Brassicaceae.
AUGGCUACUUUAACUGAGCCUUCAUCGUCUCUAAGUUUCACAUCUUCUCAUUUCUCUAAUGGCUCUAUUGGUUUCAAUACUUUCUCAUCAUCAAGCUCAGCUUCUAAUCUCGAAGUUGUUAGUCUGAGCAAACUCAGCUCCAAUCUCGAGCAGCUUCUCAUCAAUCCAGAUUGUGAUUACACCGAUGCAGAGAUCAUUGUCGAUGGCGUUCCUGUUGGUGUUCAUAGAUGCAUUUUAGCUGCAAGAAGCAAGUUUUUCCAGGAACUGUUCAAGAAGGAGAAGAAAAGUUCGAAACUUGAGAUACCAAAGUACCAUUUGAAAGAGAUGUUGCCUUAUGGAGCUGUUGGGUAUGAAGCUUUCUUGUAUUUCUUGAGUUAUAUCUACACUGGGAGAUUAAAGCCGUUCCCUUUGGAUGUUUCGACUUGCGUUGAUUCAGUUUGUGCUCAUGAUUCUUGUCGACCUGCAAUUGAUUUCGUUGUUGGAUUGAUGUAUGCUUCAUCUGUUCUCCAAGUGCCAGAGCUAGUUUCAUCUUUUCAGCGAAGGCUUUGUAACUUUGUGGAGAAGUCUCUGGUUGAGAAUGUUCUUCCGAUUCUUUUGGUUGCUUUCAACUGUAAGUUGACUCAGCUGCUUGAUCAAUGCAUAGAGAGAGUGGCGAGGUCAGAUCUCCACAGGCUAUGUAUCCAAAAGGAGGUUCCUUUUGAAGUAUCUGAGAAGAUUAAACAGAUUCGUCUCAAGUCUCCACAAGAUGAAGAAGAAGACAACCCCAAGGGCUCAGAUAAAAUGCUUGAGAGAACAGGGAAAAUCCUCAAGGCGUUGGAUUCGGAUGACGUUGAGCUUGUGAAGCUUCUUUUGACUGAGUCAGAUAUCACUCUUGAUCAAGCCAAUGGUCUGCAUUACUCCGUGAUGUACAGUGAUCCCAAAGUUGUUUCUGAGAUUCUUGCUCUUGAUAUGGGUGAUGUGAAUCAUAGAAACUCCAGGGGUUACACCGUUCUUCACUUCGCUGCGAUGCGUAAAGAGCCAUCAAUCAUCAUUUGGCUACUCAAAGAAGGUGCCAAGGUGUCUGAUUUCACCUGUGAUGGACGCAGUGCGGUUAACAUAUGUAGAAGAUUGACAACUCCAAAGGAUUAUCAUACGAAAACAGCGAAAGGAAGGGAGGCUAGUAAAGCUAGUAAAGCUCGGUUGUGCAUAGAUCUCUUGGAAAGAGAAAUCAGGAGGAAUCCGAUGGUUGCAGAUACACCAACGUGUUCUCUUUCUAUGCCUGAAGAUCUUCAAAUGAGACUGAUGUACCUAGAGAAGAGAGUGGGGCUUGCUCAGUUGUUCUUUCCAACAGAAGCUAAUGUGGCUAUGGACAUUGCUAAUGUAGAAGGUACAAGCGAGUUCACGGGUCUUCCACCGCCUUCAAAUGGGUUAACCGGAAACUUGAGCCAGGUUGAUUUAAACGAAACUCCUCAUAUGCAAACCAAAAGACUUCUUACUCGUAUGGAGGCUCUAAUGAAAACAGUUGAGACCGGUCGAAGGUAUUUUCCAUAUGGCUCGGAGGUUCUAGAUAAGUACAUGGAAGAGUACAUAGACGAAGACAUUCUCGAUGAUUUGCAUAUUGAGAAAGGAUCUCCACAGCAGAGAAGAUUGAAGAGAAUGAGGUAUAGAGAGCUUAAGGAUGAUGUGCAAAAGGCCUAUAGCAAAGACAAAGAGUCUAAGAUUGCGGGGUCUUGUCUUUCUGCUUCAUCCUCUCCUUCAUCUUCUUCGUCUUUAAGAGAUGGCCUGAAGAACACAUCAUGA